AUGGCGCCGCAACCACCACAAAACUUGAAGGAUAUAACUGACCCAUCUGAUUUCAAGUAUACAACUAUUCCAAACUUGGCUGAGCUAGAUGUGUUGGAAAGAUGUUACAUAUGUAAAGAAUUUUUUCGAGCACCAGUCAUCACUUCAUGUCAUCACACAUUUUGUUCACAAUGUAUUCGAGAGUACUUGAUUACAAACAACCUAUGUCCUUUAUGUAAAACUGAAGUUUACGAAAGUACGUUAAAGCGCGAUGUAUUGUUGGAAGAGAUUGUUGAAUGCUAUAAAAAGAUCAGACCGCUACUAUUGCAAAAUCUUGACAACUCAAGCAAUCAGCAAAAGAAACGAUAUCGAGAGGAUAGUACUGAAAUAGCAGGGAGUGAUUCAGACGUGGAAACAAUUAGCUCCAAGAGGGUAAAGGAGUCUCUCGAAGAUCCUGAAGAGCAACCACUCCCUGUCAGGAAAGAGGAACCUGAACAAGAUUUAGCUGAGUGCCCCAUUUGUUCCAAAAAAAUGGAUGCUGAAAGGUUACAAACUGUACAUAUAGAUGCAUGUUUAAGUGGGAAAGAGGAACCGUCAAUAACUCGAAAUGGUACUGUGAGAUCCUCCAUAUCAUCGUUUUUCACAACAGUCAAGUCUGCAUCUCCCACACCAUCUCCAGCAACAGCGACAGCACCUCCUCCUCCUCCCCCUUCACAAAAACAACAAUCUAUAGAACCCAAACCAGCCCCGAAACGAUUACAAAGGUUAGAUUUUGCAUCUUUAAGCACACCAAAGCUAAAAGCAAAGAUGACUGCAUUGAAACUACUGACCCUCGGUACAAGGCAUCAAUUGGAAUUGCGAUAUAACAAGUAUUUUGUCUUGUACAAUUCCAAUUGUGAUAGUCAAUAUCCAGUACCUCAACAUGUUUUACGUCAACAACUUAAGCAAUGGGAAAUAUCAAAUCCAAGUUUUACAGUUAAUGGGUUGACAAGAAAUAAUGAAGAUAUAUCAGAUUCCAAUUUCUCAUCCACUGAGUGGUUGAAGAAAUAUGGUACUGAAUUUAAAGAACUCGUCAAUCAAGCAAAGGGGAAUUCAGGGUAG
Messenger RNA from Lodderomyces orthopsilosis Co 90-125, 1080 nucleotides. It is a transcript of the gene RAD18, whose product is annotated as E3 ubiquitin-protein ligase. NCBI's taxonomy places the organism in Eukaryota, Fungi, Ascomycota, Pichiomycetes, Serinales, Debaryomycetaceae. Gene Ontology annotation, biological process: protein monoubiquitination; DNA damage tolerance. Gene Ontology annotation, molecular function: ubiquitin protein ligase activity; single-stranded DNA binding. The transcript has a single exon. Gene Ontology annotation, cellular component: nucleus; Rad6-Rad18 complex. Bases 1 to 1080 code for a protein of 359 amino acids. The record is from RefSeq and is a predicted model, not a curated record.